ACACAGCACCCGCCACCGCCGUGACUGAACGGCUGGGGAAGAGAGAGAGGGAGGAAGAGAGAGACAGAGAGCGGCAAGAGAGGGGAGAAACGGCCGGGGGACUGGGGGAUGAUUGCCGCAGACCUAGGGGGUAGACGGAAGAAAGUCGGAUGAAUCAAUUACCUUUUUUGAACACGCUCUUCCUCUGGAUGUCCCGGUGCAGAGACGGACCAGGGAGCUUGUAUUUGGGUGUGUUUUGAUCACAAGAAAACCCACCACCGUGCUUUUGAAAUCCACCGACUGGGAUCGGCUAAAGGGCAAGUGUGGACAGCCGGCAGACAAGGAGGAAGUGGGAACCUCGGGCUUGGACAGGGCCUGAUUUGAUACAGUGGUUGUUUUUUUUAGUAGAAGAAGAAAAAAAAUCUACUCUGUUUCAAGUCCAGCUGGACUGAGAGUAAGUGGAUUUUUUUUGACUUGAAAUGUGGAUUUUGAAGGAGGUCUGCGUUUGAAACAAGGGGGAUGUAAUAUUUUCUUCCUACAUCGGAGGGCAGUGGAUCAUGAAAAUAUAUCCCCACCCAAUACUACGAGGACACGCGCACACUGCUCCCAUUGAGGGCUCGAAGUCACCCGCUCAGGUCAGAUCAUCAUAGUCCAGCUAAUUGUAGUGGUCCAACGGUACCAACUUGAGAAGUCACUGCCUUUUGAGUAUUGACACUCGUGUCAGCCCACCGCUGGUCACGUGGAGGACUUUCACACACACUGAAACUGUAACUUUGUAUUUGUUUUCCUCAUAAGAGAAGUCUUGUUUUUUUUUUUUUUUUUACUUACAAAGUAUUUAUGCACAGCAAACAAGAUGGGCAAAAUGAUCUCAAAGAUCUUUGGCAACAAGGAGAUGAGAAUAUUGAUGCUUGGACUUGAUGCUGCUGGUAAAACCACCGUCCUGUACAAGCUGAAACUGGGACAGUCGGUCACUACCAUCCCCACCGUUGGCUUCAACGUGGAGACCGUCACCUAUAAGAAUGUGAAGUUCAACGUGUGGGAUGUUGGGGGGCAGGAUAAGAUCAGGCCCCUUUGGAGACAUUACUACACGGGUACCCAGGGCCUCAUUUUCGUGGUGGACUGCGCCGACAGGGACCGGAUCGACGAGGCGAAGCAGGAGCUCCACCGAAUCAUCAACGACCGGGAGAUGAGGGACGCCAUCAUCCUGAUCUUCGCCAACAAACAAGACCUCCCAGAUGCCAUGAAGCCCCACGAGAUCCAGGAGAAGCUGGGCCUGACCCGGAUUAGGGAUAGGAAUUGGUACGUUCAGCCCUCGUGUGCGACAACAGGGGAUGGACUAUACGAGGGCCUGACCUGGCUUACCUCAAAUUACAAAAAUUAAUGUUUCUCCCCUCACCAGCCUGGACACUUGGAUGCAAAAAAAAAAAUAGAAAUAAGUAGCUGAGAAUGGAAAAAAAAAAAAUGCAAUCUGAAGCAAUUAAUACCACAACCUCUCUGCUGAGUGUAUAUCAAAGAGAGUAGCAAUUAUAUUUUGUUUUCUUUUUCUUUUUGAUAAUGAUGACUUCACUAUAACCCCAGAUUUCAUUUAAACAAAAGACAAUUUAUUUUUUUUGGCUGUUUUUCUUUCUCUUUUUUUGUAGUUUGCUUUGGUUCACAUUCUGUAUAAUCAGUUCUGUUUAAAUAUACAUUACGCUUACUUUUGAGCUCUUUCGUUCGCCUCCUUUUUGUAUAAUUUCUUUUAGGGGUCUUUUGGGACACACAUGUAUACGUUUUGCCCCCCGCUUAGCUCUUAUUCAGUAUUCUCAUGACCCAGCUGCAUAUCCAAAGGAUGGGAAACUCCAGAAACCAUCGCCUACAUCAGCAUAUCCUUUUCAUGGCUCAAACUGCCGCUGUAAUUUGAACGACUGUGUGUUAUGGAUGUGUUUCUAAAUUGAUUGUAUUGGGAUCGUUGAGGAAAUGUGUUCGUACUUAUUUCCUGUGCCGUGGUCACAUCCAUCAUGUCUACCAUCGAGGUUUGUUGUGAAAGACACUAUGUGGACGCUGGAUAUUCACACACACAGACACACACUGUGAUAUGGAUAUAUGUUUUUGUUGUUUCAGGGUCUGAAUCUGUUACCACCAGUCUUAUUGCCGCCUCUUUUGUUUCUCCCAGAGCUUCCAUUACUGUUGAGCAUUUGUAGUUUCAGCUGCCUGAGGAGGGGCCCGGGUUACAGGUGCCCCAGAAUCCAGACAGUUACUGCGGCAGAAGGUGUUCUCAACUGCUGAGUUUGCACUUUGGGAGGGGGGGUGGUUACGAACUAGCUGGCUGUGCACAUUUAGAUUUUCUGUGACUGAAUUUUGGACCUCAGCAAUUGUUUACGAAAUUCCCAACCAUCUCCAAUGUAGGUGCUUCAGUAACUGCAACCCUUCUCCGUUCCUUUACAUCAUGUGUGUGUUAAGGUCCUGCAGACGCAUAUCAAAUCUCUGUUAAUACUUCAUAGACACUGCUCUGUUUUUAUUUUUUGCUAUGCUGAUGAAAUAAUAAAAAAAAUAUAUCCAGAUCA
Messenger RNA from Anarrhichthys ocellatus (wolf-eel), 2522 nucleotides. RefSeq names its product ADP-ribosylation factor 6a (gene arf6a). Bases 833 to 1360 code for a protein of 175 amino acids. The transcript has 2 exons. NCBI's taxonomy places the organism in Eukaryota, Metazoa, Chordata, Actinopteri, Perciformes, Anarhichadidae. The record is from RefSeq and is a predicted model, not a curated record. Gene Ontology annotation, molecular function: GTPase activity; GTP binding.